AUGUUUUCUCACAGAGAGAAAGUAAACCCAGAACCUUGCCAAACCUGUCUUAAUGUGCCAGAGAUCAGGAAGCCUGAACCAAGCCAUGGUGGAGCUCCCUGGGAAAGAGUCUGUCCAGUCCAUCGGUGCCCUAUCACUGCAUCUCCCAGCUUGGUGAGAGGUCGUCUGCCUUCUUCCAACCACAUGCUUGGACCAAUGUCUGUUCAGUCCAAUGGUCAGGUGCCAUCCAGCUCCCAGGACUCACAUCAACAUCACCUAUAUUACCAUUGCAACCAGCAAGAACCUAGAGACAGCUAUGCCUUGCCCCCACUGCCAGGGCAUGGAGAGAGGGCCACUUUGUGCUCCCACCAUUCCAGUGGGGAUUCUUUACCAGCUGCCCACCACGAGACCUCUGAAAGUCAAUGGAAACAGUGGUCACAUGACCAGCAGCAGUCACGACCAGUGCAGCGCCACAUUGUAACAGUCAGACAUGACAAAGCUUUCAGGAUGCCAAAAAGUUAUUCUCAAGUGAUUGCUGAGUGGCCGGUAGCUGUCCUUGUGCUCUGUUCGGUGACAGUUCUGGUUUGUACUUUAGCUGGCCUGCUAGUUGGAAAUCUGCCAGAUUUUUCAGAACCGUUGAUGGGAUUUGAGCCUCGAGAUACUGACAUUGGCAGAAAACUAAUUGUCUGGAAGAAUGUACAAACCCAUACAGGCCAUCAGAAGACCCUUUCGCUUUCUCCCUACACUGAAAAGAACAGCUAUGGUGACGUUGGUAUUAACAGAGGGCAGAGGUUUAUCCAUGGCGAACAAGAAGCAAGAACACGACGGAUGGUAGAACAAGACUAUGGAAAGGACAGUUUCUUUUGUGGCCCCCCAGGAAAGAGUUAUUCUCAGCUGGUGUUUAUGUCCACAACUGCUGGGAGCUUGUGGAACUUGCAAGCGAUUCAGUCCAUGUGUCAAAUUGAACAGGACAAGAUCCGCUCACAUGCUCAUUUUGGGAAUCUCUGCCAACGUACUGAAGGCAAUGAAUGCUGCCCAAGCUGGUCUCUGGGUAACUAUAUUGCUGUCCUUCACAACAGAUCUUCUUGUCUGGAGAUAACUCAAGCAGAUGUCUCCCACACCCUGGCACUCCUCCGUUCCUGUGCCCCAGACUACCACAAAGGCAUCCUUAUUCCUUCUUGCAUAGGUCCCAGGACUGGAAGAGAGAAACACUCUCAGUGUGCCAAAGUACCAGAAAAAUGUACCCGGUUCAAUGGUAUUUACCAGCUUCUUCACUUCUUGGUUGACAGAGACUUUCUCAGUCUUCAGACAAUGGAAUAUCAAGUGCCAUCACUGAAAUACAGCCUGCUGUUUUUGCCUACAAAGAAAGGAGCAUCUAUGAUGGAAAUCUACCUGGACAACCUUGAGUCAUGGGACCUGUUUGAUAAUUACACAUUAAUCACUGGAAUGGACCUGGGUCUUAAACAGAAACUAUUCCAGCACUAUCUUUUACUGGAUACAAUGUAUCCAGUCCUGGCAAUAUUAGCCAUUUUUCUAAGUAUGACUUUUUAUUUACGCUCAAUCUUUAUUACUUCUAUGGUUCUUAUGAUUGUUGUCAGUUCUUUGAUGAUCUCCUUCUUCUUGUAUAAGGUGGCCUUCAGAUUCACCUAUUUCCCUUUUGUAAACCUGACAGCAGUUGUCAUUCUCAGUAGCAUUUGCGCCAAUCACACCUUUGUGUUUUUUGAUCUCUGGAGCCUCAGCAAGAGCCAGAAUCCUUCUGCAGGCCUCCUGCAGUGGAUGAGCCAAACCAUGCACCACUUUGGGUAUCUCAUGCUGGCGUCUUCCUUUACAACAGGUGCUGCUUUCUAUGCCAGCUAUAUGAGCAAUAUAAUUGCCAUCUGCUGUUUUGCCAUCUACAUGGGCACCUGUGUAUUGGUGAAUUUAGUAUUCAUGGUAACUUGGCUUCCAUCUUCUGUUGUGUUGUAUGAACGCUACAUAGCAACAAACUGCAUUUAUAAACCGGAAGACUACUGGAACUAUAGUGGGCAUAAAAGAGUUAUUUUCUCUCUCCAUCAUAUACUCAGGGGUCUCCAGAAUACCUUGUGUGAAACCUCCAAGCUUUUAUUUGAGAAGAUUCUUCCAUGUGGUGUUAUAAAGUUUCGUUACAUUUGGAUCUGCUGGUUUACAGCCUUGGCAAUAGGGGGUGCCUACAUUUCCUGUUUUAAUCCUAAACUAAAACUCCCCAGUUUAGAGAUGCCAUCUGUCCAGAUGUUUAGGUUAAGCCAUCCCUUUGAAAGAUAUGAUGCAGAAUACUGUCACCAGUUCAUGUUUGAGAGGCUGGAGCAUGGAGAAGGACAACGCAUGCCCAUCACUAUAGUCUGGGGCAUACUGCCUGUGGACAAUGGGGAUCAUUUCAAUCCUAAGAGCAAUGGCACGCUGGUGAAAGAUACCACAUUUACGAUCCAAAAUCCUGAAGCUCAAAACUGGCUCUUGGAAUUCUGCCAAAAAGUGAAAAAUCAAACUUUCUACUAUUCUGAUUUGGAGCAGAAAUCUACAGUUUGUUUCAUGGAAGAGUUUCACACGUGGAUGGACAGUCGCCAGUGCUCCCAGCAAGAUCACAGCUUCAAUCUCUGCUGUAACCACUUCCCCUUCCCCUAUGGAAGUGAAGUCUUCCUGCACUGCAUCAAAAUGAUGAUCAUGGAACAAAGCAGAGAUGGGGCUGAAACCUAUGACUUGGGUCUUAGAUUUGAUGGAGAGGGAAACCUAGUUGCCUUGGUGCUACAGUUUCAAACUAUUUAUCACUACAGCUUCAACUACAGCAAAGCCAAACAAUUCUACAAUGAAAUUGGCCACUGGAUAACAGAGGAAAUGAAGACUGCCCCCAUGGGGCUUCAGAAUGGAUGGUACACCAGUAAACUAGAGCUAUAUAAUCUCCAGCACAGUCUUAGCACAGAGACAAUGGUGGUCAUAGGGCUAUCCAUAACCAUCUCUUUUGUGGUGCUGCUGCUCACCACCUGGAAUGUCAUUCUUAGCAUAUUCUCUGUUACAGCUAUCACAGGCACUGUCCUGGUAACUGUUGGACUUUUGGUGCUGUUGGAAUGGCAGCUCAAUGCAGUGGAGUCUCUCUUCAUUUCAGCAGCAGUAGGCCUCUCCACUGACUUUACAGUGAACUACUGUAUUUCCUACCACUUGUGCCCACAUUCUGAUCGCCUGAGCCGAGUGGCCUUCUCUCUGAAGCAGAUGAGCUGUGCCACUGCUAUGGUGGCAUCUGCUCUGUUUUCUGCAGGUAUCAUCAUGCUGCCUGCCACAGUGCUGGCAUACCGGAAGCUGGGGAUAUUCAUAAUGAUGAUCAAAUGUAUCAGCUGUGGAUUUGCCAGCUUCUUUUUUCAGUCUCUAUGCUGCUUCUUUGGCCCAGAGAAGAACUGUGGUCAGAUCCUUUGGCCUUGCACCUAUGUCUUGAAGGACUAUUCUGAUGACUCCAGGCCAAAUGGAAGCUUUAACUGUGGGGGAGAAGAGAAGCAGAACAGAUUACGGAAGGUGCAAGAGUCUAACACUGCAAAUGAACAGUAUGAGCUCCAGCCCUUGGCCAGAAAACUUAGUGACAGUUUUGACAACAGCACUUCCACAAGCAAAUUGUCUAAUCGUCCUUCUGUCCUAUCUGAAGACAUACAGCUCCAAGACAGCAGGUGUCCCAGAAUAGGAAUCCAUCCUUCUCUUGAAACAGACAGACAGAAUCUGCAGGAGACUCUAAUGGACCACCAUGUAGAUCUUUGUCAGUGUCCCGCCUUGCAAACAUCUUCUCCUUACAAACAUAGUAGCACAGGAGCAGAAGCAGAAAUUCAUAGAGAGAGACUCUGCAGAGAUUGUAGAUGUCAGAAAUAUGGUCCAAAAGCCUGGGAUGGAUACAUGCUGGACUAUCUUUAUUCAGCCAGCAUGAAAGAUGAAGGACAGUUAAAUAAAUCUCAGUGUUCUAGAGACACUGCUCAACAACAGUCAGAUUAUACCUCAGAAAAUAGUAAUCUCCCUGAAGCUGAAAUUUACAAAUUUCACAGAGGCCUUUGUUCUCAUAGCAGUUCUUUCAAUGUGCUCAAUGUCUCCAGUGAGAUCUCUCUCAGUGAUUUUGAGCAGAGCAUAAAACUUGCUGAGUCAGCCAGUUCUUGUCCCAAUGUCUUAGAUGUGUCUGAUUCCUGCUGUGCAGCUGAGAGAGGUCACCUGAAUGGGAAGAGAGACACCCUGAGGUUGGACCUGAGAGAGACUGUCUUUGACGUAUCUCUACCAGCAUCCCAGCAAAACAGCUCUUCUUGGAAAAACCGACUGGGAUUAGGGAGUGAAGGUCCAGUUGUUUUACCAAACAGCCAACCAGACAUGCCUGAUGUUUGGAUCAAACGAUCCAGUGCACAAAAUUCUGGUUACAGCAGCUGA
Messenger RNA from Emys orbicularis (European pond turtle), 4380 nucleotides. It is a transcript of the gene DISP2, whose product is annotated as dispatched RND transporter family member 2. Gene Ontology annotation, biological process: smoothened signaling pathway. The transcript is spliced from 7 exons. The record is from RefSeq and is a predicted model, not a curated record. Gene Ontology annotation, cellular component: membrane. Gene Ontology annotation, molecular function: transmembrane transporter activity. Bases 1 to 4380 code for a protein of 1459 amino acids. Lineage: Eukaryota; Metazoa; Chordata; Testudines; Emydidae.